AUGAAUAUUGUUAAGAAUGGAUUUGGAGAUGGAUCCAAAGGUGUGGGCAGCAUUCACAUAACCGGUGUUGGGCAAAUAAUCCUGCUUGGUGAUGGCGACGACGACGAUGCUGUCAAACUUCUUGAUAGCGUCUUCAAUGAUUCGCAUGUUGGUUAUGAGAUUGCUCUGAUCAGGGCCACCCAUCUGGCCGGGCCCAUCGGGGUUCUCGGGCAGAGUGACAGAGUUCCAAGGCCUGCGAUUGCCAUGGAACCAUGGGUCAUUAGGCAGAGCUUCAAGAGUACCAUUGAAUCUCGCGGGUGGAAUGUAGGGGACAGUCAUUUGACCAGCCCAACUCAUCUUCAUAUGAACAGGUCGACGGACUCGCGGACGUGUACCCGCUCGAAUCUCGUUAUUAACCCGUUCAGUACUGAGCAUGGGCUGAAGACCCUCCAAUGGUAUGCCCGCAGCUAA
Molecule: messenger RNA, 450 nt
Organism: Penicillium taxi
Lineage: Eukaryota; Fungi; Ascomycota; Eurotiomycetes; Eurotiales; Aspergillaceae
Exons: 1
Coding region: 1-450 (149 amino acids)
Source: RefSeq, a predicted model, not a curated record